This is a messenger RNA of Spizellomyces punctatus DAOM BR117, 414 nucleotides long. RefSeq lists its product as uncharacterized. The coding region runs from base 1 to 414 and encodes 137 amino acids. The transcript is spliced from 3 exons. The record is from RefSeq and is a predicted model, not a curated record. Gene Ontology annotation, molecular function: NADH dehydrogenase activity. NCBI's taxonomy places the organism in Eukaryota, Fungi, Chytridiomycota, Chytridiomycetes, Spizellomycetales, Spizellomycetaceae.
AUGUCACAGCAAGAAAUUGUACUUGAAGACGAGAACAAAGAGAUAAAACCUCCUCCGUACGGUCUUCUGGUCUGGGCUACGGGCAACAAAUCACGACCAUUAGCGCGCAAGUUGAUGGAAAAGCUUCCAGAUAAACAGACGCAAAAGCGCGGGUUACUGGUAGACGACCACCUUCGCCUCUUGGGCACUGAUGGUAUCUACGCAGUUGGCGAUGCCACGGCCACGAAAUAUGCUCCCACUGCACAAGUUGCGGCACAGCAAGGGAAAUACCUAGCUAGUGUUUUUGCUGCUCUUGCUCCUCAGGAAGCCGCCAAUAAAGCUCACAGCAAUUCGAAUGCGGACGACAACAAGAAAAGCUCUUCUCAGCAACCUAAACUUACAAACCGUUCCACUACUCGCACCAAGGAUCUUUAG